This is a messenger RNA of Malassezia globosa CBS 7966, 750 nucleotides long. RefSeq lists its product as uncharacterized. The record is from RefSeq and is a predicted model, not a curated record. Gene Ontology annotation, molecular function: rRNA binding. Gene Ontology annotation, cellular component: nucleolus. Gene Ontology annotation, biological process: ribosomal large subunit assembly; maturation of LSU-rRNA from tricistronic rRNA transcript (SSU-rRNA, 5.8S rRNA, LSU-rRNA). The transcript has a single exon. The coding region runs from base 1 to 750 and encodes 249 amino acids. NCBI's taxonomy places the organism in Eukaryota, Fungi, Basidiomycota, Malasseziomycetes, Malasseziales, Malasseziaceae.
AUGCGUCCGCUGUUCCAUUUUUCUGGCCCAGAGUUCGAGUGUGACGCGGAAAUUGACCGCUUAGCUGCUGCAGGAGCUGAUCCCGAGCCUCAAGGCGCAUUCUUACAUUUGAAAUCUCUUUUAUUGGACUUUUACAGAGGUGAGGAGCUGCAUCCGAACCACAUUGCUUUGAAUGGUCUCGAACAUGUCAUUUCGGUUAGUGUAGCACCUUCCUCGUCCGGAGACAAGAACAAAAGUGCCAGUGCGCCUGGCGAAAACGAUCUAGCCAGCCUAUAUCGAUCUGCAGGUGUUUCGCCCCAAACCUCGGGGGUCUCUGCCGUGCAUCGUUGCGAACCGCGCAAGAUUCAUUUUCGUGUUUACACGAUCAAGAUGAUUGCGUCAGGAAGCAAAACACCUCAUAUCGAGUUGGAACCUUGCGGUCCAUCGUUUGACUUUGAGCUUCGUCGACGAUUGGCAGCUAGUGCCGACCGCAUGACGCAAGCGUUGAAACGCCCCAAGACUGCUGAACAGAAGAACACGCAAGGCAAAGGAAAGCGUAAGAAUAUUGAUACCGAUGACAUGGGUGACAUGGUGGGUCGUGUGCAUCUUGGUCGCCAAGACUUGUCCACGCUUCAAGUGAAAAAAAUGAAAGGGCUUCGGGGCCAACCUGAAUUCGAUGCUGAAGACAGGACUGACCCCGCUCUGGAUGAAUCCAUGGAUGACGAGGAUGUUGAGGAAGAAGAUGAGGAUUACGGAGAGGACGAAGAAUAA